Molecule: messenger RNA, 945 nt
Organism: Pseudophryne corroboree (corroboree frog)
Lineage: Eukaryota; Metazoa; Chordata; Amphibia; Anura; Myobatrachidae
Product: olfactomedin-4-like
Exons: 2
Coding region: 1-945 (314 amino acids)
Biological process (GO): signal transduction
Source: RefSeq, a predicted model, not a curated record
AUGUGGGCGGGUUAUGAGGGGAGAGGAGCCCAGUGCAUCCUGGGAGGCUCACAGGCUUUGCUGUUCAGUGCCAGAUCCUGGUCUCCACCAACCAUACCCCAAUGUUAUUCCUGUGGAUCCCAUGGACCUCAAAGAAAAAGAGUUAACAAAGGUACAUGUGAACAUGAUGGUAUUAUGAAUAUUAACAGACCCCUGGUGGUCCAACUCAACUGGAGAGGAUUUGGCUCCACUGCUGGUGGAUGGGGAAAGGACUCAUUUUUUGGGUCCGCUGAAGAACUGUAUUGGGUAGCCCCCCUUGAAGGCUCAACUUACUUCAGUGAUGUACGGAUAUAUCCUACCUAUAAUGACCUUGUGUUGUACAAGAAUGCUGAAGACAGAUAUGUCUCUGGAAAUGGUAAUGGUGGUGGGAUGAUACUGUAUAACAAUUCCUUAUACUAUAACUGCUACAUGAGUAGGGAUAUCUGUAAGCUCGACAUGGCCACUUACAAUUUAGAUCGCACAACCCUCCCAAAUGCAGUUUUCAACAACAUAUUGUCCUAUUCAUCCUCCGAGUAUCAAGAUAUAGACAUGGCUGGAGAUGAAAAUGGACUCUGGGUCCUUUACACAACAGAAAAUGAUGAAGGAAAUGUAAUCAUCGGAAAACUGAAUGAAACCUCUCUCGAGCUGAUAAACACAUGGACCACCUCAAUGUACAAGCCUAGCCUAUCUAAUGCAUUCAUGGUUUGUGGGGUCAUGUAUGCCACUCGACCUCUUAGUGCUAGGCAAGAAGAGAUAUUUUAUAUGUAUGACACCAGCAUUAGUAAGGGAAGUUAUGUGAGCAUCCCGUUUGACAAGAUGAUGGAGAAGAUUCAGAGCAUGUCUUACAAUCCCAAUGACCAAAAGCUCUAUGUAUACAACGAUGGCUAUGAGGUCACCUAUGAUCUCUCAUUUAAAUACCCCUCUUAG